This is a messenger RNA of Emys orbicularis (European pond turtle), 1102 nucleotides long. Its product is annotated as ecto-ADP-ribosyltransferase 5-like. The record is from RefSeq and is a predicted model, not a curated record. Gene Ontology annotation, molecular function: NAD+-protein-arginine ADP-ribosyltransferase activity; NAD+ poly-ADP-ribosyltransferase activity. The coding region runs from base 9 to 902 and encodes 297 amino acids. The transcript has 4 exons. NCBI's taxonomy places the organism in Eukaryota, Metazoa, Chordata, Testudines, Emydidae.
UUGGAACAAUGCUGAAGUCUCUGCUGAUCCCGUUGACAUACUUCUGUCUUCAAACCUGGCUGGGAAUCCCUCAGGCAAAAUGUGAGAGGCAGCUGAACAUGACGGAAGAUGCAUUUGACGACCAGUAUCUAGGAUGUGCUAAAGAAAUGGAUGCAGAAGCACGUAAACUGCUACAGAAGGAAAUGUCCCCACCGUUUAGCACGGUGUGGCAAAACGCAACAGAAACCUGGAAAGCUGUGAAAAUGACUUCUCGCCUCAGCAACUUUAAGGAUGAAUAUGGAAUAGCCCUACUAGCCUAUACUGACAAAACCCGAUUCUCUGAUGAAGCUUUUCCAACUAUAUUUAAUAAGGCAGUGAGAGAAAAUGGGACAUCUCGAGAUCAUUACAUGGCUAGUUUCCACUUCAAAGCCUUUCAUUAUUAUUUGACAAGAGCGUUGCAGUGCUUACGGGAGGAGUGCAAUUUGGUGUACCGGGGGGUUCCUGCCACGUUUAAGUACAGUGAGGGUGACAUCAGGUUUGGACACUUUGCCUCUUCAUCUAUGAGUGAAAGUGUGGCUGAGCGUUUUAGGAAUGGGGGCACACUCUUCACCAUCCACACGUGCUUUGGCGUGAACAUCCAGGCCGAGUCAUACGAUCCUGGCCAAGAAGAGGUGUUAAUCCCAGUCCAUGAGACUUUCCAUGUUUCCCCAAAAGGCAAAAACCACUUUGACCUCCAGAGCACAAAGAAGACCUGCAGCCAUUUUAACUGCGCGUACCUGGGUGGAGAGAAGACCGAAACAUGUGUUGGCAACUCUGCUACCAGAGGCGGCCCGGCCUUCCCCGGUGAGCUGAGCCCUCCACUGUCUGGAGGAUCCGUCAUCCUGAUCCACAUUGCUGCUCUGAAGCUGUUUGCUGGUUUCUAAAUUGUCCUAUUCGUGUUACUCACUUUUUCUCUCUAACACAAAUCAUGGUGCUGGGACUUGCCAGAUCCAAAGCCGCCCUGCUGUGCUGCCGGCGUUCCAAAGGGAAACCAGGAACACGGAGGGAGUGUCACUGGUACCUGCUUGGGCAAGCUUUGAUUAUAUGUUAAUGAUGAGUAGAUGAAAAUGGAAGCUCAUUGUUC